Molecule: messenger RNA, 3894 nt
Organism: Nerophis ophidion (straightnose pipefish)
Lineage: Eukaryota; Metazoa; Chordata; Actinopteri; Syngnathiformes; Syngnathidae
Product: zinc finger and SCAN domain-containing protein 2-like
Exons: 3
Coding region: 157-2445 (762 amino acids)
Biological process (GO): regulation of transcription by RNA polymerase II
Molecular function (GO): DNA-binding transcription factor activity; RNA polymerase II cis-regulatory region sequence-specific DNA binding
Source: RefSeq, a predicted model, not a curated record
CAGGUUGGCAAGUAUGCUGUCACGCUGGAACGACGGAUGUGACGUCAAUCCCCCGUCCGACUUCCGGUAUAAAUGGAACGCCUUAUUAUCCCCAACAGUGCAGAUAGUUGAAGACGUCUGUGGCGAAGAGCUUCGCUGCAGAAGUGGAGUUUUAGGAUGGAUCAGGAGGAGCCAAAGCCCUCCUACAUUAAAGGGGAAGAUGAGGAGCCAGAGGCCCUACACAUUAAAGUGGAACAGCAGGAUGCAGAGACCCCAUACCAUAAAGUGGAAAAGAAUCAGCCAGAGGCUCCUCGCGUUAAAGUGGAAGAGGACCAGCCAGAGGCUCCUCAUAUUAAAGUGGAAGAGGAGGAUGCAGAGACCCAUUGCAUUAAAGUGGAAGAGGAGGAUGGAGGGACUCCUCACAUUAAAUUGAAACAGGAGAAUGCAGAGACCCCAUACCAUAAAAUGGAAGAGGAUCAGCCAGAGGCUCCUCAUAUUAAAGUGGAAGAGGAGGAUGCAGAGGCCCCUUGCAUUAAACUGGAAGAGGAGGAUGCAGAUACCCCAUACCAUAUAGUGGAAAAGGAUCAGCCAGAGGCUCCUCGCGUUAAAGUGGAAGAGGACCAGCCAGAGGCUCCUCAUAUUAAAGUGGAAGAGGAGGAUGCAGAGGCCCAUUGCAUUAAAGUGGAAGAGAUGGAUGGAGAGACUCCUCACGUUAUAUUGAAACAGGAGGAUGCAGAGACCCCAUACCAUAAAAUGGAAGAGGAUCAGCCAGAGGCUCCUCAUAUUAAAGUGGAAGAGGAGGAUGCAGAGGCUCCUCAUAUUAAAGGGGAAGAGGAGGAUGCAGAGUCCCCUUGCAAUAAAGUGGAAGGGGAGGAUGCAGAGGCUCCUCAUAUUAAAGGGGAAGAGGAGGAUGCAGAGUCCCCUUGCAAUAAAGUGGAAGGGGAGGAUGCAGAGACCCCAUACCAUAAAGUGGAAGAGGAGGAUGCAGAGGCCCCUUGCAAUAAAGUGGAAGGGGAGGAUGCAGAGACCCCAUACCAUAAAGUGGAAGAGGAGGAUGCAGAGGCCCUUUGCAUUAAAGUGGAAGAGGACCAGCCAGAAGCUCCUCAUAUUAAAGGAGAAGAGGAGGAUGCAGAGGCCCUUUGCAUUCAAGUGGAAGAGGAGCCGCACAGCACCAGUCAAAAGGUGCUUGGAGGUCUGGCGGAGUCGCCAGGGAUUGUUGUGUCUGUGAAGAAUGAAGAUGAAGGAGACAAAGGUGAAAGGGAGGCGGAGCCUCCAAGCAGCAGCUGGGCUCAACAAGCAAGGACAGAAGCUGAGGGAGACCAGUGUGGAGCAGCUCACUCAGCUGCAGGCAGUGAGGACACCAGGCACUCUCCUCACACCGACCAUGGAGACAAGACACGCUUUAAAUGUUCUCAGUGCGACAAAACCUUCAGUCGCCGUCACGAUCUGACUAACCACGCAAGAACACACACUGAAGUCUGUAAAGAAAUGCUUCCCCUCUCUGAGCUGCAAAAGUGGAGCUCAAGGGUGGAGCAUGAGGAGCCUCAGCCCCCCCUUUUUAAAGUGGAAGAGGAGGAGACAGAGGCGCCCCUCCACCUUAAAGUGGAAGAGGAGCUACAAUGCAUCGCUCGAGGCCUGGAGAAGUUUCCGGUGAUUGGUGUCCCUGUGAAGAGUGAAGGUGAUGAGGUCAAAGGUGAGGAAAAGAGAAAGGUUGAGCCUCUAAGCAGCUUCUCUGCUCAGCAGGCAUCAGCAGAAUCUGAGGGUGACCACUGUGGAAGAGCUCAGGCAGAGAAUGUCUCAGCUGCAGAUAUGUUGUCACACUCCACUGACGACGGAGACUUAAAAGCUGACAAGACACGCUUUAAAUGCUCUCAGUGCGACAAAAGCUUUAGCCAGCGGUGUCAUCAGUUAAGACAUGCAAGAACCCACACUGGAGAGAAACCAUUUCGCUGUUCAGUGUGCGGUAAAUGUUUUGCACGAAAAGAUGAGUUUAAAGCCCACGUGGAAAUACACACUGGAGGAAAAUCGUUUUCCUGUUCAGUCUGUGGUAAAGGCUUUGCACAAAAAAACAAGUUAAAAAGACACAUGAAAACGCACUCUGAGGAGAAACCUUUUACAUGUUCCUUCUGCGGUCAGGAAUUCACUGCGAAGCAGAGCUUGAAAAAACACAGAAGAAAACACACUGGAGGGAAACCGUUCUCCUGUUCAAUCUGCGGUAGAGGUUUUGCAUGGAGUUCGCACUUGGCAAGACACGCAAAAACACACACUGAAGAGAAACCUUUUUGCUGUUCAGUGUGCGGUGUGGGCUUUAGAAGAAACUAUCAUUUGCUGCGACACAUGAGAAGACACACGGGUGAGAAAGCCUUCAGUUGUGGUGCGUGCAAUGCAAGGUUCUCUUAUGAGUACCAGGCCAACAACCACAAGUGUGCAGGAGCAGUUGGGGGCAAAAAGGCUGCGGGACUUUAAAGUCCUACUGAAAUGAGAUGUUCUUAUUUAAACGGGAAUAGCAGGUCCAUUCUAUGUGUCAUACUUGAUCAUUUCGCCAUAUUGCCAUAUUUUUGCUGAAAGGAUUUAGUAGAGAACAUCCACGAUAAAGUUGGCAACUUUUGGUCGCUAAUAAAAAAGCCUUGCCUGUACCGGAAGUAGCAGACGAUGUGCGUGUGACAUCACGGGUUGUGGAGCUCCUCACAUCUGAACAUUGUUUACAAUCAUGGCCACCAGCAGCGAGAGCGAUUCCGACCGAGAAAGCGACAAUUUCCCCAUUAAUUUGAGCAAGAAUGAAAGAUUUGUGGAUGAGGAAAGUGAGAGUGAAGGACUAUAAAAAAAAAGGCGUUUGCAGAUGUUAUUACUCACAUUUAUUAUGAUAAUUAUUAUGAAGAUCUCUUACCUGUCCAUUGUGUUAGUGUUUUAGUGAGAUUAAUUGAACCUAAAGUCGUAGGGGUGUGGCCACGGGUACCGAGAAAGCGACAAUUCCCCCAUUAAUUUGAGCAAGAAUGAAAGAUUUGUGGAUGAGGAAAGUGAGAGUGAAGGACUAUAAAAAAAAAGGCGAUUGCAGAUGUUAAUACACACAUUUAUUAUGAUAAUUAUUAUGAAGAUCCCUUAUCUGCCCAUUGAGUUAGUGUUUUAGUGAGAUUAAUUGAACCUAAAGUCGGAGGGGUGGGGCUACGGGUACGUGUGUUGACUCAGACUCUCUGUGGCAAGUCAUGCUGCUGGAAGCCCCGCUGAUGUCGCCGGUAAGAGCCAACUUAUUACCACAAUUUUCUCACCGAAACCGGUUGACAUUUGGUAGGGAUUCAUGUUCACUUGACCGCUCUGAUCCAUAGUAAAGCUUCGCCUUCGGGAAUUUUAAACAAGGAAACACCGGCUGUGUUUGUGUGGCUAAAGGCUAAAAGCUUCCCACAUCCAUCUUUCUUCUUUGACGUCUCCAUUAUUCAUUGAACAAAUUGCAAAAGAUUCAGCAACACAGAUGUCCAGAAAUACUGUGUAAUUAUGCGAUUAAAGCAGACUACUUAUAGCUUGGACCGGGCUGGAAAAUAAUGUCCGCUACAACCCGAGACGUCAAACGUACGGGUCAUCAUACUCAUCAUACCGCCACUUUUCAACAGGACACUUGGCGGGAAAUUUAAAAUAGCAAUUUAGUAAACUAAAGCGGGCGUAUUGUCAUGUGUUGCAAUGUUAAUAUUUCAUCAUUGAUAUAUAAACUAUCAGACUGUGUGGUGGCUAGUAGUGGCUUUCAGUAGGCCUUUAAAUAAGCUGUCAAGACUGUGAAAACAUAACGCAGGGGUCUCCAAACUACGGCCCGCAGGCUAGAUACAGCCUGCCAGUGUUCAAAAACUGUCCGCGUUAGUCUUGAGUAAAAGAAAAAAGAUUAAAAAACGAACAAACUAUAUAUAUAUAUAUAUAUAUAUAUAUAUA